Anneissia japonica is the source of this 850-nucleotide messenger RNA. RefSeq names its product C1q-related factor-like. Bases 28 to 603 code for a protein of 191 amino acids. Gene Ontology annotation, molecular function: protein binding. The transcript has 4 exons. Lineage: Eukaryota; Metazoa; Echinodermata; Crinoidea; Comatulida; Comatulidae. The record is from RefSeq and is a predicted model, not a curated record.
CCUGGCGUAAACGGUUACCGUGGAGAAAUGGGGAACGCUGGCCCAAGAGGACCUCCGGGUCCGGAUGGAAAUCCUGGAGCCGAGGGAACAGUGGGACCACAAGGAGAAGUAGGCUCAAAUGGCCUUACCGGUAAAUCUGGGCCACCUGGAUUAAAAGGGACUCAAGGAACGUAUAGCCUAGUGAAUGCCUGGAACCAACAUCGUGCAUUUUCUGUAGCGUUAACAUCAAAUAUUGUUGCAAACGAUGGAAAUAUGAUAAUCAUAUGGGAUCAUGAGUUUUCUAAUGUAGGCGGUGAUUUUGAUAUGAAAACAGGCAUUUUUAAUGUGACAGUACCAGGCACAUAUUUCUUUUCUUUCUACGUCUCCAAAACUUCUCGGCAGAAUUACCCUCUUGUACAGCUUGUAAAAAACGGUGAACGAGUUAUCGGUGCCAUUGAUUAUGGACCUAAUGACAGCGAAGACUCGAGUGGUAAUAGCGUGAUAUUAUCAUUGAGUAUGAAUGACCUCAUCUGGAUGAUUUUAGGUGAUGAAAGAGAACUUUCAAGCACACCAUACAAGUUGACAACUUUCUCUGGAUUCCUCAUAUUUCCGAUGCCAAUUUGAUUUCGAUUGUAGUAUGCAAACUAUGAAUAUUUAACUAUUACUCUAAGAAUUCCAUAUUGAUAUGUACAUCUAUAUGUAUGCAUAUACAUAUACAUAUAUAGGCCUAUAUAAUUAUAUAUAUGUAUAUUAUAUAUAUAUUGUUGGAUAAGUUAACAUUCCUCUAAAGUGUCUGUAUGUUUGCAAUUACACACCUGUUUUUAUAUAGGCCUAUUCAUCAUUGAACGAAUGAAUAAAUUAAAGAAAUUGC